CUGACCACAACACCGAUGGCCAAAUCGAAGAAACCGCUCAAGGCCGCGCUGCAGUCCCAGCAGUCGCGUCUUAGGCUGAAGGAGAAGGAGAAGGCAGCUGCACUGUCUGCGGAGCUGGUAUCGAAGAAGAAUGGGAAGGGAAAGGGCAAGGAAAUCGCGAAGGACACGACCAGCCGUCCGACCAUUCCAUUUCUUGAGACGGACAGGAUACUCUUGAUUGGGGAAGGCAACUUCUCGUUUGCGCUUGCGCUUGUGCGCAACCCACCGGCAAUUGCGCCAGAGCUGCAACAUCUGCCAUCCAAAAAUGUCACCGCAACUGCAUACGACACGGAGGAAGAGUGCUACGAGAAAUACCCCGAGGCUGUCGAAAUCGUCGCACAGCUCAGAGAGUCCGGCGCGGAGGUGCUUUUUGCUGUAGACGCGACACAGCUGAACAAAGUCGGCGCGUUCAAAGGGAGGAGAUGGGACAAAAUCGUGUGGAACUUCCCUCACGCGGGAAAAGGGAUUGCAGACCAAGAUCGAAAUAUCCUCUCGAAUCAGUUACUCAUACUCAGCUUUCUGCGCUCCGCCUCAGGCUUCUUAGUACAAGGUCCAAUACCUGCAGUCAAUACCUCAAGGAAGCGUAAAACUGCAUCUGAAGAAGACGAGGACGACGAAGUUCAAAGUUCAGCAAUGGAGGCACCACCUGUUACCUCGACAGAACGCGGAAGAGUGUUGAUUACAUUGCGCAACGUUGUUCCAUAUACCCAGUGGGACGUCCCACGACUGGCAAAAAAACCCACCUGCCCCAACAUCAAGUAG
Messenger RNA from Mycena indigotica, 801 nucleotides. RefSeq names its product DUF2431 domain-containing protein. Gene Ontology annotation, molecular function: rRNA (uridine-N3-)-methyltransferase activity. Lineage: Eukaryota; Fungi; Basidiomycota; Agaricomycetes; Agaricales; Mycenaceae. Gene Ontology annotation, cellular component: cytoplasm. The transcript is spliced from 3 exons. The record is from RefSeq and is a predicted model, not a curated record. The coding region runs from base 16 to 801 and encodes 261 amino acids. Gene Ontology annotation, biological process: rRNA base methylation.